Scheffersomyces stipitis CBS 6054 is the source of this 450-nucleotide messenger RNA. RefSeq lists its product as uncharacterized. Lineage: Eukaryota; Fungi; Ascomycota; Pichiomycetes; Serinales; Debaryomycetaceae. The record is from RefSeq and is a predicted model, not a curated record. The transcript has a single exon. The coding region runs from base 1 to 450 and encodes 149 amino acids.
AUGUCAGAACAGGAUAGAAAAGCAAGAUUGGCUGCUUUGAGGAAGAAGCGACAUUCCAAAGACAAUGAAAUUUCUUCUGCUUCACAAGACGCAAAGAGACAUAAACCAGAACAACAUGAAGAAUCUAGCCAUAUAGAAGAACCUAGUAUCAAACUAGAGCAAGAAGAGAAGUCUGCGGAGACAGCACUGACAGCUCCUACCUUAAUAUUACCUAAUACAGAUAUAGUAGAAGCAGUUGCUCCGGAUAUUCAAGACGGAGUAUUACGGAAAGCAGAAACAGCUGCCAGUGAAGGCUUACUUACCAGCGCAGUAAACACCAGACAAAAGCACAUAUACACAGCCGACUUGUUAGAAGAAUUGGCUCCUUAUCUUCGUAGGGCAAAAACAAAGACAGAUAGAGCUAUCUUUGGGAUAGUGCAGAAGAAGUACGAAGAGUCUAAAUUAAUAUGA